Hyaloscypha bicolor E is the source of this 1100-nucleotide messenger RNA. RefSeq lists its product as uncharacterized. The record is from RefSeq and is a predicted model, not a curated record. Bases 81 to 1064 code for a protein of 327 amino acids. The transcript has 4 exons. Lineage: Eukaryota; Fungi; Ascomycota; Leotiomycetes; Helotiales; Hyaloscyphaceae.
CAUUCUCAUAAUCUAUACUUUUUGCAGUUUUCUCUCAAGAACUUCAAGUUCUGGGGAAACAUCAUACAACACCCGCCAAUAUGAUCUUUCAACGACAUUUGUCGUCACUAGUUGCGACUUGCCUCUUGCUGCGACCUGUUCUCGGAGCCGGCGUGGCUACUUUCACUCUGGAGGAAGCCUCGUCCGUUACUCUGGUACCUCGAGACCUUCCUACAGAUGUACCGCCUGGAUCCAUCACCUCUAUUCCUGCGAAUGGCAUUGAUAUUUAUCUGUCAGAGACUACUCAGAAAGCUGUUCAAGAUGCAAUCUCUGGAAGUUGUGGUACGACUGGCAGCCUACAAUGUCAAACAGCCAUACAGGCAGCGCUCAAUACACAGAGUCUUCAAGCUGGACAAUUGCAGCCACGUUUUGCUGGCCUGAUUGUUGCUGGGCUAGCUGCUAUCGUUGCAAUCGUCAUAGAGCAUUACCGACUGAGCAACACUGCGGUCCCUUCCGCGAUCCAUCUUUCACCUGCACAGCUCAGUCAGGCUUCGAACAUUGCAAGUGCUACAAGCGUGGUAGCAGUAGGUGGCUCCCAAACGACAACUUUCACCCUCCCACCGUCCCCAACGACGGUCACUGCAGUUCCCACAAUCAGCAUCAAUCCUAGCAGUGGAGAUCUACACAUCAGUCUUACUGAUAGUCAAGCUCAAUCGUUCAUGACGAUCAUGGGCCUCCCGGGGACUUGCUCGAGCAGCCAAUCGCCAGUGGGUAUUGGCAGUACAAAGCGAGCCAUCACAACCACAUCAACCUGCCUCAGUCUCCACGCAAACGCGCUGAUGUACAACUCUUUCUCCGGCCUUGCUUCGGCUAUUAGCUUGAUGUUCCGGUCAGCGAGUCCUCCGAAUCCGUUUCCAGGCUUCAGAAACGCCGCUGUUCAAGCAGAACAGACGGAAUUUCUAGCCCAAUGGGCGCUUGCUGCACCUGCAUUUGGGGUCACUGUGGACCUUAUGACAGCCAUCGCAGGUGUCGCGUUCGCCCUCUCAUAUAUCUGGUGGGUUUACUUCCUCAUCCCUGUCCAGUGACUAACGCAGCGGUCUAGGACGUCUCUGAGCGUCGCU